UGGCAGGGUUGGGACAUGAUAUCCUCCCGAAAUUACUACUCGCAGUGUGUUGGCCUGAUUGCAAGAGCCAUGAUCGAGUUUGAGAACCCUCAGCUCCCUGCAGUUUUCAGAGAGGCCGUCACCAUUGUCCAAAGUGAGAAGGAGGAGGAGGAGCAGAGAAAUAUCGCCAUGACAUUCUGCACUGAGUUUCUCCAGAGUCCUUCCAUUGAGACGAUAUUGACAAAAUCAGAGCUCCAGGCGCAGCUCAUGGAAUGGACCCAAGACAAAAAUCCCAUUGUACGUAGGCUCAGUCUGCGAGUCCUUGGCAGUAUUGUGCUCCAGACAGAAAAGGUGCAAUCAUUACGGGCCCAGCUACCAGCGAUUGAGGACAUGUUGUGUGACAGGGAUGGAGGGCAUGUCAUGGGGGCAAUGCAUAAAGCUGCAGACAUCAUCUACCUCCUCAACGGGGAGGGGCUUGGCUCCAUCUCCGAGAACAUUGCCGUCAGCCUUCGCCCCUUCAUUGACGAUGUAAGGCUUGGAACCGCAGGAUAAGCCCAUUCACCCUCUCCGCCUGUCUCUGAUGCCCUUGUCUCUCUCUCCCCAUCCCCUUGCCUCCUGCCCCUCAGCCCUACCAUGGAGCCUCCUCAGUGCCAUGCUUCCAGCCCCUGCUGGAGCCUGGCCUGGGGGAGAGGGGGCCUGGCACUGGGCAGAUGAUCAGCUGUCUGGAGAACACAGGCCCCAAAGAGGUGGAGAUUCCCAGCAGGAAAGAGGUGGGUCAGGAAUGGCCCAGUUCUCAGGGGCACCGACGAACAAAAGUAAUGCAGUGUUUUGUAGCAGCACCUCCCUGCAAGGCUCCAGCAGCUGCUCCUCCCCUUCCCCAGACCGGUCUCCAGCAGCCUUCCCUCUCUCUCCCCUAAUCUUCUAGGGGUCUAGGAUUCUGUGCUCUCCAGACAGACAUUGCGUCUAGGACACCAUGGGGCUGCACUGCCCUGCACAGCAUCUCAGGCCCUGUUCUGCACAAAAUGUCUAUGGCGCUGGCCUGGUGGCCUCACUGCUCCUGCGAGCCAAGUCAGUUAAGACGGGGGGAACCGGAGCAGCGUGCAGAUUAUGACUGUCAUGUUAUGCUCUGAUACUGCCUGGCUUUAACCGGGCUUCCCCAUUCCCUGUGUGUCACUGCCAGGAGAGGGCAGUGUGCCUCCGCUGCCAUUUUACUGCUUGUCAACAUGGUGAGCAGCGUGAAGCACCCGGUGUGAUAAACUCAGGACAGACAGCUUUA
This is a messenger RNA of Mauremys reevesii (Reeves's turtle), 1255 nucleotides long. RefSeq names its product maestro heat-like repeat family member 5. NCBI's taxonomy places the organism in Eukaryota, Metazoa, Chordata, Testudines, Geoemydidae. The transcript is spliced from 4 exons. Gene Ontology annotation, cellular component: cytoplasm. The coding region runs from base 16 to 531 and encodes 171 amino acids. The record is from RefSeq and is a predicted model, not a curated record.